UUGAGAUUUUAUGGUAGGGUAUUUUUAGUGUUUAAGUCAUAUAAGAAAUCGAAACAAGAUUAGUUAGCUUAACAAGACAACGUGGAGAACAACGCCAAUGAUAGGUUCUCUGGUCGUUCUGUUUUUGCUGGCUCUAGAAGCUUCAGCCUCCGACCCCAACGAUGGAUCAGAACCCAUCAUAGGGAUAGACCUCGGCACCACGUAUUCGUGUGUGGGCAUUUUUAAAGAUGGAGAUGUUGAAAUCAUCCCAAACGAACAAGGAAACCGUAUUACUCCAUCUUACGUUGCUUUUAACGUCAACGGCGACCGACUUAUUGGUGAUUCUGCCUUAAAUCAGCUGACGUCCAACCCAACGAAUACCAUUUUUGAUGUCAAACGAUUUAUUGGGCGGAAUUGGAACGAUCCUUUCUUUACAAAAGAUGUACACUAUUAUCCCUAUAAUGUGACCGGGAAAAACGACAAGGUAUACAUCCAGGUUCUAGUUGGUGAAGAAGUUAGGGAGUUUGCUCCAGAGGAAAUAUCAGCAAUGGUGUUAGGGAAAAUGAAAGAAUUAGCAGAAAGUUAUCUCAAACGCAAAGUCACAAAGGCGGUUAUCACUGUCCCAGCCUCUUUUAACAAAGCUCAGCGUCAAGCCACAAAAGAUGCUGGAAAAAUCGCGGGACUAGAUGUUAAACGAAUAUUAAACGAGCCAACCGCCUCUGCAAUGGCUUACGGGUUACUAAAUAGAGGUACUGAGAGGUCUGUUUUGGUAAUUAAUAUGGGAGCAAGUACCUUUGAUGUUUCCCUGUUAAAUGUAGAUCAGGGAAUAUUCGAAGUGGUAGCCACCGGCGGAGACACCCACGUUGGAGGAGAAAUCUUUACCCAACAAGUCAUGAAUUUCCUGAUUAUGAAACACAAGGAAAAAACUGGAACAGAUGUAAGUAAAUAUAUCCGUUCCAUGCAAAAACUUCGACGAGAGGUAGAGAAAGCCAAACGAAUGUUGUCAUACAACAAUGAAGCACUUAUAGAAGUUGAAAACCUCGUGAAUUUUGAAGAUUUCGUAUACACGCUCACGAGAGCCAGAUUUGAGGAUAUUAACAUGAAAUUGUUCCAAUCAAUUGAUAAAGUCAUUGAAAAGGUUUUAAAAGAUGGUGACAUGAAGAGAUCUAAUGUCGAUGAAAUAAUAUUAGUUGGAGGAUCAACCCGCAUUCCCAAAAUCCAGCAACUUGUCAAGAAUUUCUUCAAUGGAUUGGAACCAAAGCGUGGCAUAAGUCCAGAUGAAUCGGCAGCAUACGGGGCAGCCGUUCAGGGAGCUGUAAUGAGUGGGGCUGAUCAGUUCAGUGAUGUCCUUCUCAUGGACGUAAAUCCAAGCACCCUAUGGUUUGAAACAAUCAAUAAAACAUUAAAGGAACUUAUUCCUCGUCACGCUCAUUUGCCUAGUGAAAAAUCAUACACAUUUGUCACAGCUGAGGACGAUCAGUCAUCAAUGGCUGUAGAUAUUUACGAAGGAGAAGGGACAACCUCAAAAGAAAACCUUCUCAUUGGAACACUUGGUGUGUUUGACAUACCCAAACUUUCGCAAGCUUUUCUGAAAGUCGAGGUAUUUUUUAAUAUUGAUGAAAACAGUAUACUGACUGUGUCAGCAAAAGAAAAGGAAACUGGUAUAAAGAUUAAAAUCAAAAUCAACAAAAAGAUAAAAAGUUUAUCCCGAGAGGAAAUAGAACAAAUGAAAAAAUACGCGGAAAAAUUUGCCGAAAAUGACAAAAGAGUGAAAGAAACUGUUGAUGCUAAAAAUGAUCUCGAAGGAUUUGCGUAUUCAGUCAAAAAUAUGAUAAGAGAUAAGGGACAGUUCAGUGAAAAUGAAAAAAAAGUUAUCCAUGAAGAAGUAGAUUCCGUAAUUAACUGGAUUGAAUCAAAUCCUACAGCUGGUCUUAGCGAUAUUAAAGAAAGAAGAUCCAAAUUGGAGAAAAUAGUGCAAGGGAAUUUGGGUUCUAAAUCCAAAAACCGGGAAGAACUGUAAUAAGGACAAGUGUCUUUAUUUCUAACACAGUAUAAGCCUUUCAAGUUUGACCUGAACAGCGAUAUCUAUUUACUGGAACUUGUUUUAAAAAGUUGCUAUAUUGUAACGUUUUACACAAUAUGUAAACUCUUUGUUUUAUUUUCCUUGGUUUUCCUUGGGUUUUAGGGAGUUGAACGAUGUUCAACCUUCCUUGGCUGUCACGCAGACUUAGCGCAAGUAUAUUUUGUGUGGGGCAUACUAUUCAUACAUUGACUGAAUUUUGGUGUAAAUAUCGGCGCUUUCAAAUAAUCCAUAUUAAACAAUGUUGAUAAAAUGCACGAAAAGAUGAAUAUGAUGUUAAUGAUAUCAAUUCAUUUUCUCUAUUUAAAUUCUUUGAAAUGUUAUAUAGAUAUCUGGAGUAGAAUGAACUAUUAAUAUUGUUUUUGUUUUGUAAGGAAACGCGCAUUGUAAAAGUAGUGCUUUUGACGAGACAGACACAGUGACGCGAACCCGCUUUGCAAUGUAUAGAGUAUUAUGAAAACUAGUUCAUUAUUUGUUUCAUACCAUUACACUGUAGUUGUUAAUAAACUAUCUAAAUAAAUAAAUCACAGGUU
Messenger RNA from Magallana angulata, 2592 nucleotides. Its product is annotated as endoplasmic reticulum chaperone BiP-like. The transcript has 6 exons. Gene Ontology annotation, molecular function: ATP hydrolysis activity; ATP binding; ATP-dependent protein folding chaperone. Gene Ontology annotation, biological process: cellular response to unfolded protein; endoplasmic reticulum unfolded protein response; protein refolding. The coding region runs from base 98 to 1999 and encodes 633 amino acids. Gene Ontology annotation, cellular component: membrane; nucleus; endoplasmic reticulum chaperone complex. NCBI's taxonomy places the organism in Eukaryota, Metazoa, Mollusca, Bivalvia, Ostreida, Ostreidae. The record is from RefSeq and is a predicted model, not a curated record.